AUGGACGACUCCGAGAAAUUAACGGCUUUGAAGAAGGCUUACGCCGAUAUCAUACUCAAUACGGCGAAGGAAGCUGCUGCGAGGAUAAUGGUUUCCGAGAGAAAAUCUAGUCGAUUUCAACAAGAGCUUGCUUCUACUAAAGAUGAAGCGCUUCACAUGGUUCUUAGACUCAAACAAAUGCUUGAUUCUAAGGUCAAAGAAGCAGAACUGACAUCAUUGAGUCAGCAAAAGAAGAUUGAGGAGCUUGAAGCUCAGCUACAGGAAGCCGAGGAAAUAGUUAGAGAUCUUCGGGCUGAGUUGAGAGAAACACAGGCUGAGCUGGAGAAUGUUACAAAAAAACACGAAAUGCAUCCCCCAGUCGAACAAAUUAUGAAGGAUGAAAUUGCAGCUAAUGGAAGGUUUCUGCAGGAGAACAGACUUGAACCUUCUGAUGCAACUGUGCAUUCUGAACCCAAUUUACAGUUUGAAUCGGUCUCAGUUUCUGAUGCUAUGUGCCCUACUGUAAAUGGAAUAGAUAAUGGAAGUACGUUCUGUGUGUCUCGUGAUCAUGCAAACAGUUUCUAUAUUCAUAAUCCAGAUUUUGCAUCUAUAGUCAUUAGGAGGAAAGAGCCCGAGCUCUACAGAAAUGGAUGUACUCAGAGAAUACGAGCACUUGAAAGGAGCCUUUUUGAUGGAAAUGUAUCUGUUUCAGGAGAUUUAGAUAAUUCACGGGAUGAAACUUUAGCUGAGGCACAAGAAGAAGGUAAGGAAGCAACUGUUGCAGCUAAUGGCAAAGCCAAUAUUAUUUGCGAAAAUGAAAAACCAGAUGAACUUGAAGUUGUAAAAGAAGGCGAUGACCUUGUCAAAGAUCUAGUUCGGAAAAAACACCUAAGAUUUAGGAAGAGGAGGACUCAUCUCUCUAGAUUGCAUUCUGACCAGGUUAAGGAAACAACUAAAGAAUCAUAUUUGUCUGAUGCCAAAGAUUCUCCUCAUGUAUUGGAUGACAAUGAUGCUUCCAAGGUGAAUUUUUCUAUAGCACAUGAAAAUGAUCUAAUGUCUCCUUUGGUCGAAGCACCCACUGAUGCAGCUGCAAGAGUUGAGGAACCAGAUAAACUUCAAGUGGUUAAAACAGGUGCCGACCUUAUAAAAAAUCUAAUUCUUAGAAAACGCAAAAGGUUUAGGGUGAGGAGGACUCGUCGAUCUAGAUUGCAUUCUGAUCUGGUUAAGGAAGCAAAUAAAGAAUCAAACCUGACUCGUGCAAAAGAUUCUGAUCAUGUAUUAGGUAACAAUAACAAUGACCGUCCUAGGGUGAAUUCUUCUGUGGCACAUGAAAAUGAAGCUCAGAAGGAUCUAAUGUCUCCUUUUGCCAAAGCACCCAAAGAAGCAACUACAGCAGUUGAGCAGUUGGGAUCUCAUACCAAUACUGAAAAAGGGGAAAUAUUUCUUAAAGGCUGCAGUUCUAAGAACAAGAUUGAAGAUGAUAAGGAAUCAUUGGAUAAAUCAGAUUUGACAAGACAAGAGAGUUUGUCUACUGAAAGUAUAAAGGUUCAAAGCUGUAAAGAUGCUGUUGAGGCAACUGCUGGGUCACCAGAUAAAAUGGACUCAAAAGUAUCCAAUAAAGACGAGAAAGUUUCUACUCGAUUCGCAAAUGAUAAGCUUCUCAAGUACACAUUCCAAAGAAAGCGUAAGAAGGGGUCUGUUAGCAGCGGUGAUGUAGGCUGCUCUCCAGAUGAUAGCAAUUCAAAGAAAAUUUGUGGAGAGAAGCAAAAUGGCCAUGCGGAGCCUCAAAAAUCUUGUACAAUGACCGAGUCAUCUCGGGAGAGCCGACGACUAGCACAAGUUGCUCGCCAGCUUAUAUCCUUGUCUGAGAAGAAAUGGUGGCAGUGA
This is a messenger RNA of Vicia faba (fava bean), 1866 nucleotides long. The record is from the annotation of a GenBank genome assembly. NCBI's taxonomy places the organism in Eukaryota, Viridiplantae, Streptophyta, Magnoliopsida, Fabales, Fabaceae.